CCAAACACAUCUGGAGGACCAAGAUGAAGCUGAUCGUUGUUGCUGUGCUGUUGCUCUUUUCUGGUGCCCGGUGUGAAGAAGGCGCCAGACUUCUGGCCUCCAAAUCGCUGCUGAACAGAUAUGCUGUUGAGGGCCGGGAUCUCACUCUGCAGUACAACAUCUAUAAUGUCGGCUCCAGUGCUGCCUUAGAAGUGGAGCUGUCGGACGAUUCCUUUCCUCCAGAAGACUUUGGCAUUGUUUCGGGAAUGCUCAACGUCAAAUGGGAUCGCAUCGCACCCGCCAGCAAUGUGUCCCAUACGGUGGUCUUGAGACCCUUGAAAGCCGGCUACUUCAACUUCACCUCUGCUACGAUCACCUACCUGGCUCAGGAGGGAGGUCAAGUGGUGGUUGGCUUCACCAGUGCCCCAGGACAAGGAGGCAUCCUGGCCCAGCGAGAAUUUGAUCGGAGAUUUUCACCACACUUUCUGGACUGGGCGGCCUUCGGGGUCAUGACGCUUCCCUCCAUUGGCAUCCCGUUGCUUUUGUGGUAUUCAAGCAAAAGGAAGUACGACACCCCCAAGACCAAGAAGAACUGAGUAGCGCCAACUGUCCUCUUCCAGUUAAAGUUAGAGGUUUAUUCAGGUGGCCGAAGCAGCCUGGCUACCCUCAUGCAUUCAAACAACAUGUCAGAGGGGUUUGUAAGCAGCUGUUUCCAUCUAAGAAGCUAAACUUGGCCCCUAGAAUGGCUGUAAGACUUUGGGGCUUCAAUCAAAGUAUAUAAUUUUGGAACUACCCAUAAGAACUUGGUGCACAGCCUGGCGAAGAUGACUUAUUGAGAGCUUGAUGUUUCUUUGUUUCUUUUCAGUUGGGUUUAAAAAAAAUUUUUUGUGGUCCAAUAAAGGAAUCGCCUGUUCCCACAUUUGUAAAGUUUGGGGUUUCCUUUUCAGCAUUCAUGGGACUACAAGGAAGAUGCAAAGAUGCACAAAUGAUGUGGAGAAAGAAGGAAGAACCUGCAUGAAUUUGACCUGAGUUUUGUAGCCAAAAUUU
Messenger RNA from Pogona vitticeps (central bearded dragon), 1026 nucleotides. The record is from RefSeq and is a predicted model, not a curated record. Lineage: Eukaryota; Metazoa; Chordata; Lepidosauria; Squamata; Agamidae.